Molecule: messenger RNA, 6335 nt
Organism: Pygocentrus nattereri (red-bellied piranha)
Lineage: Eukaryota; Metazoa; Chordata; Actinopteri; Characiformes; Serrasalmidae
Gene: dennd5b
Product: DENN/MADD domain containing 5B
Exons: 24
Coding region: 198-4289 (1363 amino acids)
Molecular function (GO): small GTPase binding; guanyl-nucleotide exchange factor activity
Source: RefSeq, a predicted model, not a curated record
CCUGUCAGUGAACGCCGAGGCUCCGGAUCAGAGAGCGCGGAGGAUCGGUCAGCGUCUGCAGCCUCGUUGCUCAACUCUUGGGCUCGUUUUUCGGGCUGGCCGUGUUCCGAGUGACUUCAUUUGACCGUCUCCGUUUGGACAUGGACCUGCUGUGGUCGUAGUAUCAGCGGCGGACAAAGCGGAGCCCCAAAGCCGAGAUGAGCGCGGGUCCAGCGGGCUGUGGGUCGGCGCCUCACCGCUUCGCCCACUACUUCAUAAUAUGUGGAUUAGACAACGAGACGGGCCUGGAGCCCGACGCUUUAGCCGCUUUGUACCAAUGGCUAGAGGCAGACCGUCAGGGCAGGGAGCCGGAGGCCGUGGCUGCAGGUGAGAACUUUGACCAGAGUCCACUUAAAAGGACCUUCAAGUCCAAAGUGCUGGCCCACUACCCAGAGAACAUCGAAUGUAACCCAUUCGAUCAGGAUGCUGUUAACAUGCUCUGCAUGCCUAAAGGCCUGUCGUUCUGCACUCAGAGAGACAGCCUGGCCCCUCGCUUCCACUCUUUCCUCAUCACGCGGGAGGACGGCUCUCGCAUCUAUGGCUUUGUCCACACCUUCUACGAGGAGGUGACCAGCACUCAAAUUCGCUCUGCCAUGCAGACUCUGCACCAGAUGCACCAUGCUGAGCAACACACCUCUCCCAACAACUGCCCUUCAUCAUCUUCCUCCUCCUCUUCAUCCUCCUCCAGUAUGGACUCUCUGGCGAGCAGCUCAGAUGAAGUGGAGUCUCCUUCUCAGACAGGAGUUCAGGGUGGCUGCUCAGGUUCAGGUUAUGAUGCAGAACGGGACACUCUGUACGUCUCUAAAGCGAUCUGCCUAAUCACGCCCAUGCCCUUCAUGCACGCGUGCAGACGGUUCCUGUCCCAGUUGCACCGGGCUGUGGUCUCACACCAGCCACCCCCACUGCCUCUGGAGAGUUAUGUCUACAAUGUGCUGUACGAGGUUCCGCUGCCGCCACCUGGACGCUCACUCAAGUUCCACGGUGUGUACGAGCCCAUCUUAUGCCAGCGGCCAGGGCCAAACGAGCUGCCUUUGGCUGACUUCCCGCUGGGCGAGGCCUUCCAGCUGCUCGGAGCGGAGAACCUGGUGCAGCUCUUCACCUGUAUCCUGCUGGAGAUGCAGGUCUUGCUCUACUCACAAGAUUAUCAGAGGCUGAUGGUGGUGGCGGAGGGGAUCACCACGCUGCUCUUUCCUUUCCAGUGGCAGCACGUGUACGUGCCCAUCCUGCCUGCUUCCCUGCUGCAUUUCCUAGACGCCCCUGUGCCGUACCUCAUGGGUUUACAAUCAAAAGAGGGCACGGACCGCUCCAAACUGGAACUGCCUCAAGAGGCAAAUCUUUGCUUCGUUGACAUAGACAACCACUGCAUCGAGCUGCCAGAGGAUUUCCCUCAGUUCCCCAACAAGGCUGAGUUUAUUCAGGAGCUGAGCGAGGUGCUGCUGCACUAUGGUCUUUCUCCAGAGGGCGGCAUCACUUCACCUGCACCCACCACCACUCAGACUUCCGUGACAGGCACAGGGCUGAAGAACACAGUCCUGAGAGAGCUAGUAGAUGAUGGGAGAAAUGGGAAUCUGCCUGGUGAAGCUUUAGACGUCCUGGAGCUCCUGCAGGGAAACCCGACUCUAGAGCGCCUUCAAGCUCUGGCCAAGCGCACAGGAGUGAAGGUGGCCCGACUGGAGGCCCUGGUGGCGGGGCAGAAAGCUUCAGGGGAGGAGAGCAUGGGGGGAAGGACUGGCAUAGAGGAAGAGGAGCUAAGAACUGCCAAGCUGAACGUGCAGCUGAGGGAGGUGUUUGCGGCACGGUUCGCGACAAUGUUCGCUGACUACGAGGCCUUCGUCAUCCAGAACUCACCAGACCUGGAGGCCUGGCUCACCAACCGUGAGCAGAUGCACAACUUCGACAAGGCAUCCUUCCUGUCAGAUCAGCCGGAGCCCUUCCUGCCUUUCCUGUCUCGCUUCAUCGAGACCCAGAUGUUUGCUACCUUCAUUGACAAUAAGAUCAUGUCUCAGUGGGAGGAAAAGGAGCCCCUCCUGCGUGUGUUUGAUGGGCGCAUUGAAAAGGCCCGUCUCUACAACGUGCGGGCGCCCAGUCUGCGCUCGUCAGUUUACCAGAAAUGCACUUUCCUCAAAGAGUCCGCUCAAGCUAUUGAGCAACGGCUCAUGAAGAUUCACCACACAGCCAUCCAUCCCCACUUGCUGGACAUGAAGAUUGGCCAGGGCAAGUACCAGCAGGGCUUCUUCCCGAAGCUGCAGGCAGAUGUGCUUGCCUCAGGGCCGACAAACAAUAACAGGUGGUCAAAUCGCACUGGUCCAGCUCAUCGCAGGAGGGACUGGCCCAGGCAGCAGCCUGAUCACCUCGGGCUGGACAAUGACCUCAAAGAGCAGGUGGAGGGGUGCUUGGUGGUGCAGAACUCAAUGGCGUUCUGGGAGUGGGACAAGGCCCCACCCCCUCCAGUUAAACCGCCCAAAAAGUCCUUCUCAGCCUGCUGCCUGAAGUACAUGCAGGAGGCGCGUAGUCUGGGGAAGAAUUUGAGACAGCCCAAGCUGUCGGACCUCUCACCAGCUGUCAUUGCACAGACCAACUGGAAGUUUGUGGAGGGAUUACUGAAGGAGUGCAGAAUGAAGACUAAGCGGAUGUUGGUGGAGAAAAUGGGUCGUGAGGCUGUGGAACUGGGUCACGGGGAGGCUAAUAUCACUGGACUGGAGGAAAACACUCUCAUAGCCAGCCUGUGUGACCUACUAGAGAGAAUAUGGAGCCACGGCCUGCAGGUCAAACAGGGAAAAUCUGCAUUGUGGUCCCACUUAAUGCACUACCAGGCCAGAGAGGAGAAAACAGAGCAACAGGCUGAGUCUCCAGUGUCUAACGGUCAGGAGAGAAGAAAGUCUGAGUCGUCCAUCGGCCUGCCAGCACUGCGGGUUUCAGUAGUACAGGACAUGAGGCACAUCCAGAACAUGGGGGAGAUAAAGACGGAUGUGGGCCGAGCACGAGCCUGGAUCCGUCUCUCUCUGGAGAAGAAGCUGCUCUCUCAACACCUCAAACAGCUGCUGUCCAACCAGGCCUUAACCAAGAAAUUGUAUAAGCGCUACGCCUUCCUACGGUGUGAGGAGGAGAAGGAGCAGUUUCUCUUUCAUCUGCUGAGCCUGAAUGCUGUGGACUAUUUCUGCUUCACCAGUGUUUUCACCACCAUCAUGAUUCCUUACCGGGCUGUCAUCAUCCCCAUAAAGAAGCUCAGCAAUGCCAUGACAACGUCAAACCCGUGGGUGUGCGUGUCAGGUGAAUUAGGCGACUCUGGCAUCAUGCAGAUUCCGAAGAACGUUCUGGAGAUGACGUUUGAUUCUGCCUUUAGGCCUCACACGCACAUCUCCGCCCUUUUCAAGUGCCAGAACCUGGGGAAGCUGACCACUGUGCAGUUGGGUCAUGAUAACGCUGGGCUCUUGGCCAAGUGGCUGGUGGACUGCGUGAUGGUCCGCAAUGAGAUUUCAGGACAUACGUACAAGUUCCCCUGCGGUCGGUGGCUCGGUAAAGGUGUGGACGAUGGCAGUCUGGAGCGUAUUCUGAUUGGUCAAUUAGUGGCUCCGUGCAGCGAUGAGGAGGUAGUGCGAGGAAGCAAGACUCCGCCUCCUCAGCGCUCUCCCUCACAGCUUCGGCGAAUCAGUAUAUCCUCCAUCACGGGACGAGGCAACAAACCAACAACCGAUCAGAUACAGGAAGCCAUCAGUGAGGCAGUAAACAACAUCAUCAAACAUUUCCACAAACCAGAGAAAGAGAGAGGGAGUCUGACUGUUCUGCUGUGUGGAGAGGGUGGGUUGGUAGGCGCACUGGAGCAGUUCUUCUACCAUGGCUUCCGCAUAGCUCGUCUUUUCCAGAAAAACGUAUUUGUGUGGGACUUUAUAGAGAGAGCAGUGGUAUAUAUGGAGAGUGCUGAUCAGAUGGGGGAUCUACAGGAAACAGCUGAGCCUCUUGGCCUGACUUGCGAUUCUCUAUGUCGUUAUGCCAAUGCCAUCAACAACACGUCACGUAACAUCGGCAAAGAUGGCAAGUUCCAGCUGUUGAUUUGCCUUGGGGCAAGAGAUCGUCUGCUGUCUAAUUGGCUCCCUCUGCUGGUGGAAUGCCCCAUCAUCACGCGGAUGUAUGAGGAGACGGCACUGCUGCGCGACCGGGUUGCUGUUAGCUCUCUCAUUAACGUCCUGCAGUCGCUCCAUGACUUCCCCAUCUCUCUGGAGACCUCGCUUACCAAGGGUGUGGACCUGUAGCCCUGUAGAAACAGUUUCAGACUCAGCUUCCCCAAACCCACCUCAGCAUCCCUCGUCUCUCCUGCCACUGCUGCCACUCUCAGGGCCAGCGCGGCUCUGGGAGCAAUUCUCAAGCUCAAGACUAAAGCGCUCCAGACUUAUUCAGCUAUCUCCCAAACCCCACUGGAGUGAGAUUCACACAGCGAAAGCUGUGUUCAUUUGAUGCAAAGGACCUGUGGAUGUGGUACUGAAUUCUGCCGGUAUGGUUUGCCGGGUGUUUGACAGCAGAGAGUUCACUUCUCCUGCGUUUGUCCUUCAGACUUCAGUCACCUUUAGAUUGCUACGUAUCGGAUUCACAUGAACCCACAAAAAAGGAAUUUGCUGUAAAGUAUUAAAGAUCAGCUUUGUUAUUGUUAUUUGAUGCAUACCUUUAGCAUUGACAGGCUUCUUGUGUCUCUGUAUUCCUUCCUACAACGGGAGGCUAGAGCUAAAUCACAUUGCACAGCUGUUAAAGGACAAUUAAGAGUAUUUGGGUUAGAUGUUGUUCACAAGUCUAUUUGUUUUGUUUAGAAUCAGUCUUGACUGGUAAUUGAUUUGCAAGGAAAGCAUUUGCUUCAACAGACUGUGGUCAUCUACAAAAGGUUUGGCCCAGCUGCAUCGGCUAAGCUCAAUCUGUGGUAAAGUAAAUGACAUUCCAGCAACACCAAGCAAAAAUACUGUAGUUGAGUCUCAGUAUGCGUUCUGUCAUUUCGUGUGCGUGUGCGUGUGCGUGUGUGUGUGCGUGUGAAUGUGCGAGUGUGCAUAUGCUUAAUAGAACAUUACCGGAAGAGGUGUAUUUUGCUGAUCAGUAUUAACUUGGUUUGUGUUGAAAUAAAUCGACAUAAAGCUUGAAUUUUGUAUUUUGGAGAGAACACUGGAAAUAGAAAAGCAAUAAUGCAUAAGACAUAUUUAUCCAUGUAAACACCCAGCUUUCUCGAUCUUACCAUUUCCUCACCACAUAGAAUUUUUUAAAGCCCCAUUUCAGGAUGUUUUGGAAUUUAUUUGGUCUGGUCAGGUUGCGGGUUUUUUUUUUUUUUUUUUGGCAUCAGAGGCAACAGCAUUUCCGACCUCCCAAAAUAUAAACAUUUACAUACAUCUCAACUUCUCCUCAUCCUGAUUGGGGCUUUAAGGCAACUAAAAGGUAGAUUUCACAGAAAUAUAAAGUUUCAAUGCUGAAAUACUGGAAAUCUUUCAAUUGGUGGACAUGAAUAAGUAUCAUGGACAGAAAACGAUAGUUACAAGGGGCAGCGAGUUUAUUAUGGUUAGUUCUAAAUAAUUCAUUGGUUAAUAUCUGCAGUUAACGAUGACUGAUCUCUUUUUCCUUUGAAAUCUCGAAUUGUUCAGCUGUGUUUAAGUAUGUGAGAGGGUGCAUGAAUGAACAGGAGCACGCUUUCAUUUUUUAACAUCUUGCAUCAUUUCUAUGUAUUUUUUUUUUUUUUUUUAACAACGCUAUUUGCGACACUGGUUGAUUUGCAGUAUGUGUGGAACUGGAUCAUUUCGAAGUGAUACUGUAUCAGUUAUUUAUUUCCGGGUGUAUCAUAUCUGCUGAUUAGUCUUGGUUCAAACUGUGUGUAUUAUCAGUAUAUGUUUGCCUGUGUAAGACUGAACUGAAUCCAAAUGUCCCUCUCCCCCUGAAGUUAAAUGUUUCUUUGGCUGUUGCAUUGUAGAGAAGAGGUAAAACACUGGAUCAUUCCCUUUUGUCUUCAGUGCUUAUUGCAUGCUACAUAUUUUAGGUCUCAGAGCUGCAGCUUUAGCUGUAGAUUAGUAAGUCCAGCCUCAAGCCCCAGUCCUCUUCUGUCCUCAUUUAGACCCGUUCCAGGGUCUCGGCCUGGCUCUCUCUUUUACCUUAUGAGUACUUAGGCAGUUCUAUGUUUUUCCUGUCCUCUUGAUUGCAUUGUGAACUUUCCUUAUUGGAAAUGAGUGGAUUCUUCCAUCUGUCAGUAAUGGGUAAAUGAUCACUGUAAUGUUCAUGAUAUUUAUGAAACAUCUCAUUAAAAUCUCUCCCUAUGUUCAAGUUUUUGACCCCUU